Aspergillus eucalypticola CBS 122712 is the source of this 1863-nucleotide messenger RNA. Its product is annotated as F-box protein. Bases 1 to 1863 code for a protein of 620 amino acids. Gene Ontology annotation, molecular function: protein binding. NCBI's taxonomy places the organism in Eukaryota, Fungi, Ascomycota, Eurotiomycetes, Eurotiales, Aspergillaceae. The transcript is spliced from 7 exons. The record is from RefSeq and is a predicted model, not a curated record.
AUGUCUCCCCCGCACCAAUCCAUCAUCGUCCAGAAAGGAACGUUUCUGGCCCCCGGGGCCCCGAACCCCCUCCCCGCCGGCAAGGCUCGCGCGCUUCGGCGCAAGGAAAUGAAGAAGGUCAAGGCGAAGAAGGCCGAGAAGAAGAAGUUCGAGUCUGGGCGCGCGUCGGUGAAAGAGAUGAUUGCGGAGGCCGAGCGCCUCGAUAAGGCCGCUGCUGUUGAGGAGGAGGAAGCGCGGAAGAAGCGAGUCCGCGCCGCGAAUCUGCGGGCGGCAGUGGCGGUUAAGGAGAAGGAGAAGGAUGAGAAGGAGGAAAAAGAAGAGAAGAAAGAGAAGAAGGAAGAGGAAGAGGAAAUGCUGAUCAGCUUUGAGGAUGAGAGUGAGCAGAUGAUCAUCGAAGAAAAUAUUGGAAUCCCGGCUGACGUGAAUAUGACGCAUUUCCGGAGUUCUAGAGGUAGGACAGACCUACUGGACGUUGAUGCCAUGUCCUUCGCUGCCCUCAAGCCAACUUGCAUCGUCUGUGGCACGGAGAUUGAUGGGCGGCAUCGCUGGGCAAAGCAUUUCCGGGCAGUAUCCUUGGGAUCUUCUACCCCAAUCCCUCUAACCCAUCCGUCAGUCUACUGCUCCUCGACAGGUGUGAGGGUGACGGUGCCCUUGUGCCUGGCACCUUCUCAUCCUGCAGUCCGUAUCCCAGCCGAUGCGGUGACGGAUGAAUGGGUUUCCGAGAGGAUGCCCGAGCAUGACCAGACCGAUCUGUACGUGUUCCAUGAGCCCUGCUGGAGACGCCUGAUCAGCCAUUUCAGUCCCACAGAGUUCGAUGUGGGCUAUGUUUUUGAGGCGCUAGAAUAUUUGCCACUGCCCUGGCUACAUGGUUUUCAUAAAGUCGCACCAACGAACUUGAAGCCUCCUUACAUGUGGGAGGCAGUGGAUGAAGGACUUGGACAUCAGCCUGAUUAUGCCAACCUGGAUGACCUCAUGCGAUUUGCAAAAGCACUACCGAGCCCCUGGCGUCCGGUGAUGUCUUCUGCUCCAUUCGUUGCAGACCUCUUCCAGCGACUGCCACUAGAGCUAAUCGAAAUGAUUGCGGUUCUAUUGCCCACGCGGGACGUACUACAUCUCCGCCAGGUGUCACGCGGGGUGGCCCCGGUCUUCAGCAGCUCAGCCUUCUGGAAGACACGUUUCGACUUGAACGCGGAGCGCGGGUUUCUUUGGCCAGUCGUGCGAGACAUUAUAAACACAGCGAAGGGCAAUGGAUUUGAUUGGAGGCUCCUGUACCACUGCACUUGUCAUCUCACCUGCAGCCAAUGGUUUCGCUUAGAGCUGAAAUCUUGGGAGGCGCUCCGGUGGCUUCGGGAUACAGCCCUGGCUUUAGCCUCCGGGGCGCCCCGUCCGCUCGACUAUCGCGGUGAUGUCUUACAUUACUACCAUAAUGCCAGGAUUGGAGAUACGCACCUCGAGGUGAUAGACUGCGAUUCUCGGGUCCUUUACAUUGCGGUUUCUGCACAUGAUGAUUGCGGCUCACAUUAUGACCCUGGGUCUGUGUGUAUCACAGGACUGGAGUUCUUUUUCGAGGAUGGGACAACGGCGAUCUUGGGUUACACUUCGCCCGGAGCAAAGAAUAUUCCCAGAAAGAAGUGGAGAAAUACUGAACGGACAAGAAUGGCCCAUCCUAGAGUCAGAGUUAUGAUGGAUCUGAUCGACUUCAAAGGAAUCAUGGUGACGCAUACACAUGAUGGGAGAGAGAAGCACGCCGUAAACGGCGGAAGUGUUGUGUGGGGAAGAGGGACUACUUUCAUCAAGCUUAUCAAGGUUUACGCACUUGUUCUCUGGAAGAGGUCUCACAAGUCGUGGCGGUAUUUAACGUAA